CAAGAGGAUAAGAGCAUAAGUGCAACAGUAGGUACCCACAUUUCAGGAAUACACAAACGCUAAGGCAACGCUACGCAUAGCUUAAAAAUAGAAGGAAAAUGGUUCUAGUUUCGACUCGUGACUGUUCAAUGUUUAAAGGAAACCACAUGAUCUAAGAAAAUUACUCUCUGAGGAAGGAGCAUUAACACUUUGGUUAUCCAUUUAUCACUGAAAUGGAAGAGGCACAUUUUGAUCCGUACAAUAAAGAAGUAGAUGAUCUUUGGGCGCCGUUAGAAAAAGAAAUAAAGGAAAAAGCACCACUAGCGACUGUUAUUCCUUGUGAAAAAGAGUAUCCUGAUAGGCCUUCUCAAUACAAACAAAGAGAAUUUCAUAGUGACAUGACACGAUCUGAAGCUGACAUUCUCUUGUCUAAGGCUUCUUAUGGCACUUAUUUUGUUCGAAAAAGCAACACUUUACCUGGAAGACACGUACUUUCGUUAAGACUCAAUAAUUCUCUCGUCAAGCACUACACGUUAUCUCAUAAAAAUGGAAUGCAUAUCGUAGGCGAUAAGGAAUUUGGAAACCUUGAGGAUCUUGUUAAUGCAAUCGUAGAAUGUGAACACCUCAACGCUUACGUAGACGACUUUGCUGCCAUACAUCAAAAGAGAGCAAGCCUUGAAAGACAUGAGAUUCCCCGUGAUGACUGCGAGAUUCUUCCUCCUCCUCCUGCUUUCGCAAACGAAGACGACUCAACUGCCAUUCAUCCAAAGAGAGUAAGCCUUGAAAGAUAUCAGAUUCCCAGUGAUGACUGUGGGAUUCCUCCUGGCACCGAGAGUGAACAAGAUAGUUUCAGGCAAAGUAGCAGCAGCGAUCAAAAUGGUGGAAAAGUUCCUCUAGAGAUUCUUGCUCGUGGAUCCCUGAUCCAACACGCUUACCACAGAGCCCUUGAGGAGGGAAAGACAACUGUGAAGAGAGUGCCCAUGAUGUUUAUAGGACAAGGCCAGGCAGGAAAAACCAGUUUAAAAAAGUCACUUAUAGGAGAGAAAUUCGAUCCAUACGAAAGAAGUACCGCAGGGAUAGAGGCGGAUCCCUCCUACUGUAACGUAUCAACGGAGGUUUGGAAAGUAGGUGAGCGAUCCGAAGAGGAGAGUUCCAAUGCAUUGCCGUUUUCGUAUGAACACAGCACCGCUCAGUAUAUUUUGGAUCGCCUCAAACGAGAAAGAAAAGAACGCAACUCAGAAGACAUGACUUUGUGUGCCGCAGUCUCACAUGACAAUCUUUACUCAGCACAAGGAGAAGCAGGAAAGGGAGACAUAUCAGAAGUACCAAAGACGUCCAGCAAACCAGAUGUAUCUGAGAUUUCAAGAAUGCAAAGCCAGCAGGUACCAGAAGAGGUAUCAACAUUGAUUGAGAAGCUGCUUAAAAUGGACGACAGCAAGAAAGAUGACGAUAGAAUCUAUUCCGUCCUGUGGGAUUUUGGUGGACAGUCAGUCUAUUACGUCACUCACUCCAUGUUCCUUACCGUGAGAGCAAUUUAUUUUUUGGUUUACAACCUAAGUUGGGAUCCUGAUGAAGUGGCCAGCCAUCGAGUAAGGCAAGGUGUUUUCAAUAUUCAAGAUGGUUUUUGCGAUAAAACUAACAAGGAUUAUCUCGAUUUUUGGAUGUCCUCUGUGUCUACCUUAGUAUCUCAAGACGAAGUCGUACAGGGAGCAGCUACAUCUACGACGUCAGAAAGGAUGCCUCUAGUUUUUCUUGUUUGCACGCACGCUGACAAGGCCUACAAGAAUAAAGAUCCUGAGGAGAUAGCUCAAGAAUUGUUUUCAUCUUUAAAGGCUGAAUGCUACGGCGAGCAUUUGCAAGGCUACUUCGUUGUGGAUAAUACGAAGUCCGGUGGUGAAGAAAAGGAAUGUGCUGGUGUUACACGUCUGAGGGAAGAGGUUCAUAAUGUUGUAAAGAACCUGCCACAAAUGAAAGAGGCUUUACCGAUCAAAUGGUUAAAGUAUGAGAAGGCCUUACAGGGCAUGCUUCAAGAUGAAGUAAAGUGGAUUUAUUACGACGAAGCUUGGAGAAUUGCAAAAGAAGAAUGUGGAAUUUUGAGUGAAGAUCAGUUUCAGGUAUUACUGACCUUUCUACACGACCAGAGAAGUUUAAUUCAUUUCGAUGACACUCCAGAUUUGAAGAAGAUUGUUAUCUUGGAUCCCCAGUGGUUGAUAGACAUCUUCAAAAAAGUCAUUGCCAUUAAACCUUCGGAGAAGAAAGGAAAGAAAUUCGAGGAAUUGUGGUUAAAGCUUGAGACAACGGGAAUUUUGGAUGAGAGACUAUUACAGCAUGUGUGGCGCCCAUUUUUUGAUGUAAAUGAAACAUCGUCCAGCCUUGUGGCGUUGAUGAAGAAGUUCUGUUUGCUGUGUCCCUGGCCUUCUUCGUCAGACAAAAACUUAUCCAAAGAAUACCUUGUACCUUCCAUGUUGAUGUUUCCACCCAAGGAGGACAUCAAUCAGCUCAUCGCCUCUUCAGGUAUCCCAUCCCUAUUUGUUAAGUUUGCAUCCGGCCGAGUUCCCCCCGGCUUGUUCCCUCGCCUGGUGCUGGAUAUCUUUCAGUGGUUCACCGACUACUUUCGCAGCAAGGUGCAGCCUAAACUACACCAAAACUUUGCAAGAUUCUUUAUUGACCCAGAACAAGGCUGUUCUGUAAUCCUUUUAUGCCGUUCCUCUUUCGUAGAGGUUGUCGUUCACAAGAAAACUAUUAAGUCAUUUGGAGAAACAAAUUACGACGACUUCCAGGUAGCUGUUGCUAAAAAGGUGUGUUGUAAGCUAGGUUUGAUUCUUGAAUGCAUGCGAGGAGAGUUCCAUUGGUUGAAGAAUAUGGCGUACGAAAUGUCAGUGUGUUGCCCAGUUUGUUGUACACGAGAGUUUGCAAGCCACUGCUGCAAUCAUAAUGUGCGUCGUUGCAAGGAAGAGAAGUGUUUGCAUUUCUGGUCUGAGUCUGAGUUGCGUGACGUUCAGGAGCCCCUCUUAUGUACGAGGUCUGGUGUUGUUGACGACUAUAGAGUUCCUGUCGCACGUAUGGGGGUUUGGUUUCGCAAACAGCAAGAUGUUGAAGGACUUGGCUCUACAGCUGAUGUGUAUCUUGGGAAUAUGAUUGAAGGUGUUGACGAGCAAGCCCUUGUUCUCCCUAAUGAAGUGCUGUUAGAGAAGUCCGAUGCUAAUCAUGUCAUUGCUAAAGUACAAGAAAAUCUCUCAUUGGAACACAAAGCACUGAUAGAGCCAGACUCAGAGACUAAGCGCCAGAUUCGCUGCCUGUGUUUACGGGCGAAAUCUCUAGGGAGACUUGAUGUAGUGGAAAGGUUACGGGAGAUUGCACCUGCUGGCACAACAGGUCCUUUGUUACCUGAAGCUCGUGACGUGGCGACUAUUCCCGCUCGCCAGAGGCAAAAUUUGACGAUUCAUUUGUGUGGUGGAAAUGAAUGGAAGUUAUUAGCAGAGCGACUGGGUUUGAGUCUGAUGGAAAUCCUUUUUUUCGACAAGCGACUAUUAAACCCUUGUGAGGCCGCCUUGGGGUAUGCCCGUGAGCGAGGCUAUAUUCAUAGUGUAGGAGAAUUGUACGACAUGCUUGUAGAAUGUGGCUUCCCAAUGUUAGCAGAUUUGCUUUAGAGAAGAGAGGGUAAUAGUUGUUGUCUGAAUUAUUGAUUUUCUUUGUCAUGAAACGACUUCUCUAAAUAUCGAAUUGGUCAGUUAAUUGAGUUACGAGUUUUAAGAGUUACGAGUUGUACAAGUUUUAGAACAGGAUAGGCUCACACCAACUUUGAAUCCUUUCGUUCGUAGGGGUAUAAGCAGAAUUGCAUUGAUAUAUUAAGAAAAAUGGAGAUUUCCGUUGCGCUCGUUAAGAAAACCAAGAAGAAGUUAACCUGCUUCUAUUUUCAACGUAGUUUUGACGUAAGCUUAUGGACCGAGGUUUCUGAAAAGUAAAAUAGUUUCAUGCUGUACUUUUAAAUGUGCAGUAUAACUAAUUUUUCUACUGGGCAAUGCCUGUUUUAAGUAAAGUGCAACUUUAUUUCAAAAGGAGUGCCCAUUUAGCUCAAACGCUUAUAGCCAUAAGGGCCCUGCAUCUUAACAAUUAAACGAAUGAACGAAUUGAAAUUACAGUAUCUAAGAAGCCCGAAUAUCAAGAUUCCUCUGUUGGACGGUCAUUUGCAAAUGUAGUGCUAGGAAGAUUGGCUUGUUAACACUUGCUGGAGGGAAUGCGAAAAAAAAGUAACCUAAACCAUAGGGAUUGUUGAAAUAAAUCCUCUCGUGAUUUUUUAGCAAAAAGACGUAAAGAAUGAGAAGGAUGGUAAAUUUUGAGUUCAGUAAAGAAAUAUAGAAAGAUGUUUUUCGUCUUGUCCCUCAUGGGGACUCAGAUUUUUUUCCUUGUCCCACGCUCGUGACAAGACGGAAAACAUUGCUGAUCCUAGCAGCACGCAGGACGCGUGUCAUCUUUGAACUUCGUAAUAGGCCUUGCUCAUCAUACAGUCUCUGUGGCUCAGUGGCAGAGCAUCGGAGCGCAGAAUCCGAAGGUCUGAGUUUCGAUUCCUCAUGGGGACUCAGUAUUUCUUCUUUGUCCCACGCUCGUGACUGUAAAAUAAAUGAUAGAAUUGCGCGUGCUCGUAAUUGAGGGGAAACUGAACAUCAAUGAGCAGUUGGUCGUCGUAGUAACGAACGGUACUACAAAUGAAAAUCUAUCUCUUGGAAAAUUUCUUUAAAGGGCCGCGCUCAACCAGUAUGCUUUGCACGCCAUUGUUAUUGUUAUUGUCUGGUAACUUGAUACUUUUUUCUCACAAAAUGAACGGAAACGGCAAAGAAGACCGCAACGGCAGUGGCUUUGCCAAUAGUGUCAUGGCAAAAAAGAAAAGGGUAUUAUCACACAGAGCACAACUAAAUCGCUACUUUGAGAGAGGUAUAUUGAUGACGCUCUUUCUCUGUGGAACAGACAAAAAAGGUCACUCAAAAACUUACAUGGGUUUAGGUUUGCAAUCGAAUAUAAACGACCCAAGUGCUGAGAGGACCUUUCUAUUCGACUUUCCUCCGAAAUGCUGUGUAGUAGGGCCUCUAGAAACUCGCUGCUCGUUUUCUCUCUAAAUACCCCCGCUAAGCAUCCUGGUUUAGCGUGGCCUUGUAAGUUUGAGUUACUUGGGCUAGAGUCAGGCGGAUGAUAUUGCAUUAGGAACCAUAUAUCAACUAAAUUUCAUCCAUUAAUAAGCAAUUUUUCAAGAAUUGAGAUUGUGACGUUUGAGGUUUAGAUUACAUAUGAAAAAGUUUCAAAAACAAGUUGACCGGUCGAACUGGUAGUUACAUUUCUUUAACAUUUAUCGUCUGAUGCGGAAUUUUUGUUCCGCUCGCUGGUUCAACUGAGGACUAUAUCUAUCACACUGUCUACGUUCUAUUUUAACACGGAGUUUUUUCUUCUACCUCUCAAGGGUUCUAUUACAGUGUACGUGCACUUCAGUUUUUCUGCUGUCUUACACAAUACAGUGCUAUAAUCUAUCACAUGCACAGCUUACAGUAAUAUAACUAUCGUACGAUAUAUCAAGCCUAAUUCACAUGAUCCCUUCCUUAUUUGGUUCAAUUAGCGCGUGCAAAGUACAUCAGCUGAUAAACUGUGCACUAAGUUCAAUUUACUGAGAAUCGAUGCAAUCUAUUACGUAAUCAUUUAACUAAUUCCUUUUACGAUUAAUAUUUGACUUAUUAUUAAUGAGCAACUAACUUAUUCCCCGACAUCGUCUCUUGAACAACCGAACUUAGGCAGGUAUUUUUAUACGCAACGACGACAUUCAACUGAUUUGAGUUUGAAAUGGUAGUAUCAUAGAACAGCUUUCCAUUAUAUAUCUAAUGAGGGUCAUUUCGUUCUGCUUAGUGUCUCUAAAACAGCUAAAGAAAAAGACGAAUCAUUUUUGAUAGAAUUUAGUUUUAUACUUAUUUUGUGUAAUAUUCGAAACUGCAGAGGCAUUCACAUAACUUUGUAAUGACAUUAAAUGAUAUAAAUGGCUGUCAAACCAAA
Molecule: messenger RNA, 6012 nt
Organism: Stylophora pistillata
Lineage: Eukaryota; Metazoa; Cnidaria; Anthozoa; Scleractinia; Pocilloporidae
Source: RefSeq, a predicted model, not a curated record